This is a messenger RNA of Megalobrama amblycephala (Wuchang bream), 2996 nucleotides long. RefSeq names its product SAM pointed domain-containing Ets transcription factor. The transcript is spliced from 5 exons. Gene Ontology annotation, biological process: cell differentiation; regulation of transcription by RNA polymerase II. Gene Ontology annotation, cellular component: nucleus. The record is from RefSeq and is a predicted model, not a curated record. Gene Ontology annotation, molecular function: DNA-binding transcription factor activity, RNA polymerase II-specific; sequence-specific DNA binding. Bases 714 to 1730 code for a protein of 338 amino acids. Lineage: Eukaryota; Metazoa; Chordata; Actinopteri; Cypriniformes; Xenocyprididae.
AUGUAUAUAUUUAUAUAUAGUUUACUUACAGUCACACACUUCGAUGAGACUUUUGCUCUUUGAGGAAACUCUUUGAUAUUUAACCAGCAGUUUAAAAAGACGGUUCUUGAAGGCAAUUAUUUUUUACUAGUGCUUCCAAAGUAUUAAUUGUCUUCCAGUGAACUUGUAAUGUGACUCUUUCCUUCAAGCAAUCUUCCCACCUUUUUAUCUUUACCUCCUGGCUACUGGAGAUAGAUAUCAGCUCCAUCCCCGCCUCUCCUGUCAUCCUACAUUUGAAGCAUCUUUUCCUCUUUGCAAUUUGAUUAAAAACUCAUGCUGACACAGGAGACAGGAGAGCGGGGACGGCACCUUGAAAGCAGUCCUCCAAACCGCCGCUUUGCUUCAGUGUCACCCAUCAUUCUGUACAAGUGACCCAUGAGUAAGUGACUCAGUCAAAUCCAGUUUGCUUCCCCCAUGCUGCACUGACUUUCUUCAUUCAUUCCCAUUUGUCCUGAAACCCUUAAAAACAGAAACAGCAUCACCUACGCUCAGUGUUUUCUUUGGGUAGGAUAAGUUGGUUGGUUAUGGAACACCAAAACGCUCAAGAACCAGCAGUUUGCUGAGCGUUCUGGUAUACGGCAGCUCUUUUACGCAUUAUAAACUGAUAGUAUUGGAUAAUAUUGAGGUGUAUGGUUUCAUUUAAGGUCUUUUCUCUUUAACUUCUGCAGGAGACAAUGGCCAGUCCAGUCCGAAUCCAGACAGACAGCACUGUUCUUCAGCCGCCACGCUCCACAGGCUUCACCGAGAGCUCGCUGGCCCUUCUCAAGCGAGAAGAUGGCAUAGUGCAGACCUCAGAGAUGGUUGACCACAAACCCCGUCUUGACGGCUCGGACCGAGGCCAUCCAGGACUCUACCUGUCCUGCUUCGAUAUGCUGUUCACCGAGGACGCCGCCUGGCUGGUCAGGGUGUCGGAUUCGUCCACGACUGCGGGCGGCGGGUCCAGACUGGAGCCGUGUCAGGAACCUGAGCAGUGCCCUGUGAUCGACAGCCCUGGACUGGGAGUCUCGCCGCUGUCUCCCACCCUGGAAGAACAGGUGGAGGAGAGAUCUUUAGAACAGGUGCAGAGUCUGGUAGUGGGAGAAGUUCUGAAGGACAUUGAAACAGCUUGUAAACUUCUCAACAUCACACCAGACCCGAUGGAGUGGAAUUGUGGGAACGUUCAGAAGUGGCUGUUAUGGACGGAGCAUCUCUACAGGCUUCCGCAGGUGGGAAAGGCUUUCCAAGAUCUGGAUGGGAAAGAUUUAUGUUCCAUGAGCGAGGAAGACUUCCGACAGCGUUCGCCACAGUGCAGUGAAACGUUACACGCACAUCUGGAUAUAUGGAAAUCAGCUGCCUGGAUGAAGGAAAGAUGUUCAGGUGGAGAGACCAGGAUGAGAGAAGGUGAAGAGCUGUGGUCAGAAGCAGAUUCAUCUUGUUCUGGUCAGCCGAUCCACCUGUGGCAGUUCCUCAGAGAACUUCUCCUCAAACCUCACAGUUACGGACGCUGCAUUCGCUGGCUGAAUAAAGACAAAGGGAUCUUCAAAAUCGAAGAUUCUGCUCACGUGGCACGUCUCUGGGGUUUGAGGAAGAACCGUCCGGCUAUGAACUAUGACAAACUCAGCCGCUCUAUUCGGCAGUACUAUAAAAAGGGCAUCAUCCGCAAGCCAGACGUCUCUCAAAGACUCGUCUAUCAGUUUGUCCAUCCAGUAUAAGAGAGAUAGUGAACUCAGAACUUUAUGAACUGACAAACCCUCCUACACAUUUCUUGCUUUAUUUUGAAGACUAUUUCUGGGUUUUGCAGACCAGCGAAACUAAGAAAAAUGUAAGAAAGUUAAAUCUUUUUCGAAGUAUAAAAUAGAAUUGUGAUUGGAAACGUCCAAUAUAAACUUGCACUCUUUUAAAAACACUUGUGUGUCUGUUUAACAUUUUAAAUGUACCAUUAAAGCGAGAAACUAGAGGUGAACUAAUAGAUAAUUAAUGACAGUGCAGUUUUCUGAAAUGUUUUGUUUAUGCAAUAUGCAAAUGAUGCAUUAUUUAAUGAAAUAUGCACUAAUUUGCAUACAUUUCCAGAACAGAAACCUGUACAUUGGAUAAAGCCAUGGUUCAAAAAUGGUUGUUUGAUUUUGUUGACAUAUUAGUUAAAGGUUUUUACAGAGGGUUUUUUGGAUCUCUUUUUAUCACUCCAUAAAUCAGAAAAAACUGUAGUCAGCCAGAAAAAUAAAUUCACCAUGUUUUUAGGAAUACAAUGUCAUAUAAAUCAAGCAAAUGAUAUAUGAACAAACUAGAGAUGCACCGAUACUAAAUUUCUCCACCAACAGCCGACUAUUCAGAGUGAUAUCUGCCAAUACCAAUAGUUUGGGGGUUCUGCCUUUUAUAGCCUACCUUCUUUUAAGUUAAUGAUAAUUUCAUUAUAAUUAAUAAUUAAUCAUUAUAUUUUGAAAGAAAUGCAAAUAAAAUCUUUAUUCUCGCUCAUAUUAACACUCUAUAUUAACACUCAUUAACUAAAUUCUGAAAAUUAAAUUAAUAUUUCUUAUUCAUAUUUCAUUCAGAAUUAUUAUUAUUAUUAAUUGGUUUCAAACUGGUUUCUUAGCAUUUUCUUUACACAAAGUACAAAUUCAGUGCAUUUUCCUGUCCUUUUUUGAUUGACAGGAUAUAUCAGCCCUGACUAUCGGCUGUUUUUAAGCUAUCGGUCGAUAACCGAUAAUGUGAAAAUUUGCUUUUAUCGGCCGAUACCGAUAAUUGGCCGAUAUAUCGGUGCAUCUCUAGAACAAACCCCUCUGUAAAAAUCUUUAGAAUAUAGAUAGGAAUAAAACUGUAAAGUUUAGAGUAAGUAAGUGAUACUAAAGUAAAGAUUUCUAUGGAAGCUUGUUUCCGCCACUGAAUAAAACAUUAAAAAGGUAAUUGCGACAUUUUUGUUUAACAUCUCGCAAUUCUGACUUCGGUAACGCUUUAGUUUAGGGUCCAAUUCUCACUAACUC